CGCCGUUUGCGGCGGCCCCGGGGGGCUCGGCUCUGCGUGGCUGCGGGGCUCCCCGGGCUCUCCGAGCCCCCCCGGCUUUGGAUGCGCUGCGGGGUCCCGAGGGUCGCGUCCCCGCCUGCCCUCGUGUCGCGGCGCGGAGCCCCGCGUUCAUCUCGCCGCGGGUUCGGCUCCGAGCUGCCACGCAUCGCUCGCGGUGUUGGGGGCUGCGGGGGGAAAGGAGCCGCUCACGGCUGUGCGAUGGGACGCAGCCCCGAGCCGAGCCGGGUGCAACAAAACCACCUUUGUGCUUCGCUAUGAAGCGGUUCUGUAAGAACGCAGCCAACAUCCGCACCGCUCCGACACGCGUCUCCCGGCAGGAGAAGCUCAGCCCCGGGGUUUUUUCCUUCCCGUACCACCGCCGUGCAGUUUGCGGGGCUGGGCCGUUCCCUGGCUGGGGAAGCUGCGUGCUUUGCUGAUGCUGCUGGAUGGGAUGCUCCCAGCAACGGUGCUCGACAGGCGGGGAGAAAUCCUCGCGUGCAUUGACAGGCAGCUGCCGUCUCUCUGGUGGUGAAUUUAAAACGCCUGCUUCCAUUCUUCGCGCUGCUCCGCCAGCCCGGAGCCGCGCCGCGUGCUGCGUUGGGACCCGGGGAUGAUGCUGAUAGGGUUUUUCCCCCUUGGCACACAGGCGGUGGUGCUCGGGAGGCUGCUGCAGUCCAGCCCCCCUUUCUGCUUGCCCCCCGCUGGUGGGCUUCAUGUGAGAGAUGGCGAAUGCCGAAGUGAGCGUCCCGGUGGGUGAUGUGGUGGUUGUACCAAGUGACAACAACGAAGGGGAGAACCCGGAGGAUACCAAAACCCAAGUGAUCCUUCAGCUCCAGCCGGUGCAGCAGGGGAUUUACCAGGAGGGCUCAGAGGCGAGUGCUGCUGUUGUGGCCGUGGAAACGCACACCAUACACAAACUAGAGGAGGGGAUCGACCCCAGCACCAUUGAAACAAACGAGGAAAUUGAGAUUGCCUAUCCCAUCACCUGCGGGGAGAGCAAAGCCAUCCUGCUCUGGAAGAAGUUUGUCUGUCCAGGAAUUAAUGUCAAGUGUGUGAAGUUCAAUGACCAACUGAUCAGCCCGAAGCAUUUUGUUCACCUGGCUGGGAAGUCUACCCUAAAGGACUGGAAGAGGGCUAUCCGUCUCGGAGGAAUCAUGCUGAGGAAGAUGAUGGACUCUGGACAGAUCGACUUCUACCAGCAUGACAAGGUUUGCACCAACACGUGCCGAAGCACCAAGUUUGAUCUCCUGAUCAGCAGUGCCAGAGCACCGAUGCCAGGGCAGCAGAGCGUGGUGCAGACCCCAACCUCAGCUGAUGGGAGCAUCACCCAGAUCGCACUGUCGGAGGAAAGCAUGGAGGAGGGGAUCGAGUGGAACUCUGCUCUGACAGCUGCUGUCACCAUGGCCACUGAGGAGGGCGUGAAAAAGGACACGGAUGAGAUCUCAGAGGACACGUUGAUGUUCUGGAAGGGAAUAGCUGAUGUGGGGUUGAUGGAAGAGGUCGUGUGCAACAUCCAGAAGGAGAUAGAAGAAGUGCUGAGAGGCGUCCAGCAGAGGCUGGGGCAAUCUCCCUUCCAGAUGACAGAUGCUGCAGUUCUAAACAACGUUGCUCACACGUUUGGCCUGAUGGACACAGUCAAGAAGGUUCUGGACAACAGGAAAAACCAGACAGAGCAAGGAGAAGAACAGUUUCUUUACACACUUGCAGACCUGGAACGGCAGCUGGAAGAGCAGAAGAAACUCGCCAAGGACCAGAAGGCCAAGUCCCAAACCAUCCAGAACGUGGUGCUGAUGCCCGUCAGUGCUCCAAAGCCCCCCAAACGACCCCGCCUGCAGCGCCCGGCCUCUGCCACCGUCCUCAGCCCCUCCACCCCCAUCCAGCAGCCUCAGUUCACGGUCAUCUCUCCCAUCGCCAUCGCUCCCGUCGGCCAGCAGUUCUCAGUGGGCAACAUCCCAGUGGCGACCAUCAGCCAAGGCUCCAGCCCGGUGACUGUCCACACUUUGCCUUCAGGCUCUCAGCUCUUUCGAUACGCCACCGUGGUGUCCUCCUCUAAGACCAGCUCCUCCGACACCGUCACCCUCCAUCCGUCCUCCAGCCUGGCGCUGCUGAGCUCUGCUGCCAUGCAGGAUGGAGGUGCCUUGGCCAACGUGGCGGCCGUGGUCAACCCCGUGGAACUGGUGGCCAUGGAAUCCGGCCUCACCUCCACCAUCCAGGCUGUGGAAGGCACUUCAGAUGAUGGGCAGACCAUCAUUGAGAUCGACCCAGCACCCGACCCCGAGGCAGAUGGGGAUGAGUCAGAGGGGAAAGCUGUGAUCCUGGAAACAGAGCUGAGGACUGAGGAGAAAGUGGUAGGAGAUGUGGAGGACCACCAGCACCACGUGCAUAACGUGGAGAUCGUGGUUUUGGAGGACUAGUGGGAAAAGCGAGCGUCAGUUUGGGAAAGAGUUGGGAAUCUGUUUUAUUUUGGGCUUUUU
This is a messenger RNA of Phasianus colchicus (ring-necked pheasant), 2492 nucleotides long. RefSeq names its product glucocorticoid modulatory element binding protein 1 (gene GMEB1). Gene Ontology annotation, cellular component: nucleus. The record is from RefSeq and is a predicted model, not a curated record. Gene Ontology annotation, biological process: regulation of transcription by RNA polymerase II. Gene Ontology annotation, molecular function: RNA polymerase II cis-regulatory region sequence-specific DNA binding. Lineage: Eukaryota; Metazoa; Chordata; Aves; Galliformes; Phasianidae.